GGUUUAUUCAGAGGGCAGAUGCCCUGGUGUGUAUAUAUAUAUUCCAACUCACCAGGGGCGAAUAAAACCCCAAAACAAAAUCAGCCAUCAAUCACACUUAUCAAUGGCCGAAGAAGAAGAUAUAUUGAUCGAAAUCGAAGCUGCAGAAUCCGUUUACGGCGACGAUUGUGUUGUUCUGUCACAGUAUCCUCCGCAUCUCAACCUUCUUAUUAAACCCAGAACCGCCGAUGUUUCCUCUCAUCAGUUUGUGGAAGCAGUUAUAGGGAUACAGGCAACUUCCAAGUAUCCUGAUGAGCCACCAGACAUCAUGAUUAUAGAUUCCAAAGGUCUCGAUGAACAAAGACAAAAGCGUCUCAUAUCCAAUAUCCAUAACAAGGCCUGUGAACUCUCUUCAAGUUCAAUGCUUGUCGCACUUUGUGAGGAAGCAGUGGAGCAGCUCACUAGCAUGAAUCACCCCGAUGGAGAUUGUCCCUUGUGUUUAUCUUCUUUGGUUGAAGAGGGGGCAUCAAAUAGCACUCUACCAUUUAUGAAGUUAAUGUCUUGUUUCCAUUGCUUCCAUUGUGAAUGUAUUAUAAGGUGGUGGAACUGGCUUCAGAUGCAUAAAGAAGCCGAUCGUGCUUCUUCAUCUGGCCGAACUGCACAUAAAAACACGGAAGAUGGACAUGGUACUUGUCCAGUUUGUCGUAAGGUGUUCCAUACCAAGGACAUUGAACAUGUGCUUGACUUGGUGGGGUCAUAUUCUCAGUUGAAUCUUGAGGACUCGGAAAUUUUAGAAAGCGACGUGCUUCUUCACUCAAAUUCAGAAAACACAAGGAGACAGAAGUUUGAGGCCAUACUGAAGCUUCAGCAGGAGAACAAUGGCUUGAUUGAGCCAAAAAAGACUGAGGUUUUGAUGCCUGGUAUGUACCUUCCCUGUCCUGUAGUCACCCCCACCACCGCCUUGGACAAAGACACAACCACCACCACUGGUGUGGACCAAGACACCUCUAAUGGUUUACAGACUACUGAAUCUAAAGCUGAUAGGGGGAGUAGUAGUAUCAGUAGAAACUCGCGGCCAAAAAGCAAGUAUAGGGGAAGAAACUCAAGAACUACCACCACUGGCUCAGAAAAAGACAACGCCACCACUGCUGGCCUGGACAAAGACACUGUCAAUGGUGAACAGACAACUGAACCUAAAGGAGAUAGGGAGAGUAGCAGUAACCUGAGAAACUCAGGACCAAGAAGCAAGUAUAGAGGAAGAAACUCAAGGACCACCACCACUGGCUCAGACAAAGACAACGCCACCACUGCUAGGCUGGACAAAGACACCGCCAUCACUGCUAGCCUGGAUGAAAACUUUGUCAAUGGUGAACAGACAUCUGAACCUAAAGGAGAUAGGGCGAGUAGUAGUAACCUGAGAAACUCAGGACCAAGAAGCAAGUAUAGAGGAAGAAACUCAAGAACCACCACCACUGGCUCAGACAAAGACAACGCCACCACUGCUGGGCUGGACAAAGACACCGCCAUCACUGCUAGCCUGGACAAAGACGUUGUCAAUGGUGAACAGACAACUGAAUCUAAAGGAGAUAGGGCGAGUAGCAGUAACCCUAGAAACUCAGGGCCAAGAAGCAAGUAUAGAGAAAGAAACUCAACAACUCAAGUUAAUAGACAAUGGAUUAUUAGAGAAACUGGAAAUGCUCAGUGAAAGGUUAAUUUUAGCCUAUGAAGGUGAACUGCAAUAUUUUCCGGAUAGUCAACAUUUUGACCUCUGUUUGGUUGUCAAGGAGAUUAUCAUUUCAUUUCAUUCCAUUCCAUGUCAUGUUGGCGGUGUAAUUUUGUUUCAGUUUGAUUGAAGUACUGUAGGAUUUGGGACCUAUUUAAGCUCCCGAGUUCACUUGUGGAGAGAAGCGAGAUGUGAUUUUGAUUGUACUUAUGAAAAAUGGAUGAGGUUUCCCUAUUUAAGGUUAACAACCUCAAGAAUAUAGUUAGCAGGAUUUAAACCUAAAUCAUCUUGCAAAGAUGAUGGUUGAAUUUACUUACGGAGUGAAGCAGAAUGAAAAAAAAAUUAUUUUCUUAAA
Messenger RNA from Erigeron canadensis, 2057 nucleotides. RefSeq names its product E3 ubiquitin-protein ligase RNF25. Gene Ontology annotation, molecular function: ubiquitin protein ligase activity; protein binding. Bases 104 to 1684 code for a protein of 526 amino acids. The transcript has 6 exons. NCBI's taxonomy places the organism in Eukaryota, Viridiplantae, Streptophyta, Magnoliopsida, Asterales, Asteraceae. Gene Ontology annotation, cellular component: nucleus. Gene Ontology annotation, biological process: protein ubiquitination. The record is from RefSeq and is a predicted model, not a curated record.